Acanthochromis polyacanthus (spiny chromis) is the source of this 2838-nucleotide messenger RNA. RefSeq names its product BTB/POZ domain-containing protein 10-like. Bases 107 to 1834 code for a protein of 575 amino acids. Gene Ontology annotation, biological process: positive regulation of phosphorylation. Gene Ontology annotation, molecular function: protein binding. Gene Ontology annotation, cellular component: cytoplasm. NCBI's taxonomy places the organism in Eukaryota, Metazoa, Chordata, Actinopteri, Pomacentridae. The transcript is spliced from 8 exons. The record is from RefSeq and is a predicted model, not a curated record.
GGUGCAGCACGCGGCCGGUCGCAGUUUACGGUCCGUCCGGUGCGCGCGGAGCCCCGUUUACCGGAGGUUUACCGGCGAUUUACCGGCAGGAUGAAGCUCCGGAGGGAUGACGGGAGAUGCUGAAGCAGCGCCGGGCUUCUGCUCCGCCGGCCUCCCGAACCUCCUCCCGAACCUCCUCCCGGACCUCCGGGACCUCCAGUCCCUCCCCUGCUGCUUUGUCUUCCCGUGGCCCGCAGACAGCGACCGAGAGCCAUCUGGUGUUCCAGAGUUGGACUGCAGCCACCAGCAGCAGGUCCAGACCAUGAGUCUGUAUGGUUCUGGUACCGGUUCUGGUACCAGUGCCAGUUCUGGUACCGGUGCCGUGGGCGGGGCCAGAGAACGAGGAGGAGGAGGAGGAGGAGCCGAACAUUACCGGGAACAACGACGGCGCUCCAGCGAUCGAUCACGUGACUCCUCCCAUGAGAGAUCGGAGGGUCAGCUGACGCCCUGCAUCAGGAACGUGACGUCUCCGACCCGACAGCAUGAUCGUGAGCGUGGUGACGGAGGUUCCUCCUCCAGGUCUUCCAGUCCUCGUCCUCCCAGAGGUUCUCUUCCUUACGCCCCAGUAGGAGGAGCUCUGAUCGGGGGACAUGUCCCUCGGUCUCUGGUUCCGGCCGGAGCCGACCACCACCCCAAAGUUCUGGGUCCAGGGUCCUGUGAUCUGAUCUACGUCUACGACCUGAACAGUAAAGAAGGACACCGAGGAGGCCUGAGGAUGGGGGAACGAGUGACGCUCAUCGUGGAUAACACCAGAUUUGUGGUGGAUCCGGCCAUUUUCACCGCUCAACCCAACACCAUGCUGGGCAGGAUGUUCGGUUCUGGACGGGAAAACAACUUCACUCGACCCAACGAGAAAGGAGAGUUCGAAGUGGCAGACGGCAUCAGUUCAACCGUCUUCAGAGCAAUUCUGGAUUACUACAAAUCGGGGAUAAUCCGCUGCCCUGACGGCGUUUCCAUUCCCGAGCUGAGGGAGGCAUGUGACUACCUCUGCAUCUCCUUCAACUACAGCACCAUCAAGUGCAGAGACCUGAGCGCCCUGAUGCAUGAGCUGUCCAACGACGGUGCCCGGCGUCAGUUCGAGUGCUACCUGGAGGAGAUGGUUCUGCCGCUGAUGGUGGCGAGCGCUCAGAGCGGCGAGCGGGAAUGUCACGUGGUGGUUCUGACCGACGACGACGUGGUGGACUGGGACGAAGAGUAUCCUCCUCAGAUGGGCGAGGAGUAUUCUCAGAUCAUCUACAGCACCAAACUUUACCGCUUCUUCAAAUACAUCGAGAACAGAGACGUGGCCAAAUCAGUGCUGAAGGACCGAGGCCUGAAGAAGAUCCGCCUGGGGAUAGAAGGAUACCCGACCUAUAAGGAGAAGGUGAAGCGCCGUCCCGGCGGCCGUCCUGAGGUCAUCUACAACUACGUCCAGCGUCCAUUCAUCCGGAUGUCCUGGGAGAAGGAGGAGGGGAAGAGUCGCCACGUUGACUUCCAGUGUGUCAAGUCCAAGUCAACGACCAACCUGGCAGCGGCCGCCGCCGACAUCCCCCAGGACCAGCUGGUGGUGAUGCAGCCACCGGGGCCUCAGGUGGACGAGCUGGACACUCUACCGCCACCACCGGGGGGCGUCGACCUUCACCAGCCAAUGCCGCCGCUCGGACCGGACAACAACCCGGGACCGCCGGCGGUCUAUGAGGCCCAGAACCAGCAGGACAACAGAGAACACAGUGUCGCCCAUGGCAACCAGCAGCAGCACACUCAGGCCACGUACCACUACGACCCCGACCCCGACACCCCAUCGCCCUCCGCAUGAAGCCCCGCCCACAGACUGUUAGCAUCCUACAUCUGAGGAGGAUCAGUUCUGGUUCCAGAUCAGUGUUUCUUUAAAUCCUCUCAGUUCAACACCUGACCCUCUUACCCCCAGAACCUCGCCAGAACCACCUCAGAACAUCUGGUUCUUCAUUUCCAGUAACUUAUUGAUUAGAGUUCUACCUUCAGACUGAAGAAUAUCUCCAGAGUUCCAGGUCCUUGAAGUCCAUAGAGGAGGGUCCAGAUUUAUCAAUUUCUAAUGGAAUUUUUCCAUAAUUUCUGAGCCUCAGAACUGGACCCACCUCUAUGGACUUUAAGGACCUGGAAUGUUCUGAGACAAAACUUAAUGGAAGCAGGAAAAGAGAACGUCUCCUGGAGAAAGUUCUAGAGUAGACCUACCGACACCUGGAGAAAGUUCUAGCGUAGACCUACCGACAACUGGAGAAAGUUCUAGCGUAGACCUACCGACAACUGGACAGUAGGUCUACUCUAGAACUUUCUUCUGAGGACGUUCUCCUCUAUGGACUUGAAGGACCUGGAACUCUGGAAAUAUUUCCAGUCUGAAGUAGAACUCUGAUCAUUGAUGAAUUUACUGGAGAUGAAGAACCAGAAGUUAAAGGUUCAGUUUGUUAGAAGUUCACUCUGAUGGCAACAACAGAAUUGUCACUGAGGAGAAAGAAUUUAAACUGACCUCGUGUUGCUCUCAGUGGGAACUUCUUCUCCAUCUUCUUCUGAAUCUUCUCCUCCUCGUGGCCACCACCACUUUGCCUUGUCAUUGCACGACAGCUGCAGCUGGUUCCUCAGCAUCCGGAUGAUCAGAAGAACAUUGUUGGUCCACAUUUGUUGUUUUCUGAAGGACUGGAGUCUCUGGAAGUUUCUGUUUUUCACGCUGUAGUUUUGAAAUCCUCCUCGUCUUGUUGGUUUCUUCUUGUUUUUACAGUUUGUUUGUCCUGACUGAGGACAGAAUCCACGUUGAACACGAUGUUUUUUAAUAAAAAAUUCACAACA